Molecule: messenger RNA, 1363 nt
Organism: Vigna umbellata (rice bean)
Lineage: Eukaryota; Viridiplantae; Streptophyta; Magnoliopsida; Fabales; Fabaceae
Product: putative protein phosphatase 2C 72
Biological process (GO): protein dephosphorylation
Molecular function (GO): protein serine/threonine phosphatase activity
Source: RefSeq, a predicted model, not a curated record
AAUAGAAUAAAAUAACAGAAGAAAAAGUCUCCAUGGGUAUCUGCAUAUCCUCUGAAUCUUCAGCGAUUCAUGGAGCGCCCGAAGAAGCUCGUGAUGAAAAUGUGUUAGUGUUUGAAGCAACCAAGCUUCUAAGGGGACUUUCCUCUGCUUACUCUAAACAAGGUACCAAAGGGCUCAACCAAGAUGCUGCAACACUUUGUCAGGUUUAUGGGACGACAAACGCAGCAUUCUGUGGAGUUUUUGAUGGGCAUGGAAGGAAUGGUCACAUAGUGAGCAAAAUAGUGAACAGCCGUUUGUGUUCAUUCAUAGUGGACCAAAAAAAAGUGCAUGCAAAGAUUGAAAAGAAGAUCAUGGUAAGGCAUGCGGAGACAGUUGAAGACGACUCACAAGCUCUACUAAACAAGAAUUUUCAAGAAUGGAAAGAAGCCAUUGUUGAUGGUUUCAGGGUGAUGGACAAGGAGGUGAAGCUACAAGAGAAUCUGGACUGCUCUUGCAGUGGAACUACGGCUGUAGUUGUCAUAAGACAGGGUGAAGAUCUUGUCAUAGCAAACCUUGGUGACUCGAGAGCAAUCUUGGGGACAAUCUCUGACGGUGAAAUCAUGGCCAUUCAAUUGACCACGGAUAUGAAACCUGGAUUACCAUGCGAAGCAGCACGAAUAAAAAGUUGCAAUGGCCGUGUAUUUGCCCUGAAGGAAGAACCACACAUCCAGCGAGUGUGGUUACCAGAUGAGAACUCUCCAGGUCUGGCCAUGUCUAGGGCUUUUGGAGAUUUCAUGCUCAAAGACCACGGCAUCAUUGCCAUCCCUGACAUUUCGCAUCGCACUCUAACAUCCAGCGACCAAUUUAUUGUUCUUGCAAGUGAUGGGGUGUGGGAUGUGCUAAGCAACGAGGAGGUUUCCUCAAUUGUGUGGGAAGCAGACACUGAAAAUGAAGCAGCAAGGGCUGUUGUGGAAGCAGCAGCUUUAGCAUGGAAAAGCAAGUAUCCUUCUUCUAAGUUAGAUGACUGCACUGCCGUUUGCCUCUUCCUACAGAAGAAGCCACAGUUUCUACCCGUCAAAGGUGGAAAUCCCUCAUAAGGCCCUUUUUUCUUGGUAACAAAGUUGCCAUGUGAACGUGAAAUUAUAGCUCCUUACAUCACAUGGCGCCUCGCAUGUCAUGUUGGGAAUUUACAUGGAACGCUGAUAAGAAGAUGUACUGCUUCUGUUAUUCUCAGUUAGCAUCCUCUAGUUUCUCCUUUUUACUUUAUAAAUCUCCAUGUAUCUCCUAUAAUGUAAUCUUCUACUCCACUUCACACCAAGUUAAUGUCUUCGUACCUAUUAAAUUUUGAUGAGUAGUGUAAUCGGAUGAUAAUUAACAAGGCUAA